CAGCAAAGAAUUCCACUUGACUUUUUUGAAAUCCUUCAUCGUGGCUUCGAUACCUUUCAGAUUCAAAGCCGGAGGCAACGGCAGUAUGCCUUCUUCUACCGUGCAACACUCGCACCGGAGUACCACCAAAGCCUCUCACAAACCAUUCAAGUCCAGGAAGGCGAGCAAAGGUGCUCUGAAGGAGAUUUCCAAAGGCAAAGUAUCAGAUUUGAGCCAUAGAAAGACACCCCAUCAGCAGAUGAUGUCCAAGUUCGACCGCCGAAACCAAGCCAGGCAAAAACAGCAGAACAAGCACAAGGAGCAUUUACGGGAGACGAAUGUGUUUGCAGGCCGAGAUGGAGCGCCUAGGAUUGUUGCUGUUAUACCUCUUUGCGAAGAUGGAGAUGCAGCUGCAGCCGUCCGAUCAUUGGGAGGCAGUUUGGACAUCGAGGCCGAGAUCCCAGAAGAAGGCAUCGUCAGAACGGAUAUCGACCGAUUCAAGCAGAAAAUGCAAUAUCUCGUUCUCAAGAGAGACUUGAUAGCAUGCCUAGAUGCUGGUAGGGUGGCAGAUUUUGUCAUAUUUAUCAUGUCGCCAGAGCAAGAGGUAGAUGCACUUGGAGAGCUGAUCAUAAGAAGUGUCGAAAGUCAAGGACUAUCAACUCUUUUGACAGUAGUUCAAGGCAUGGAUAAAGUAGAGCCUGCCAAAAGAAGACCCCAGGUCUUGUCAUCGCUCAAGUCAUACAUCACACAUUUCCAUCCAGAGCAGGAGAAGGUUCACAACCUAGAUUCGAGGCAAGAAUGUGCGAAUCUUAUGCGAUCUCUAUGUACGACAACACCCAAAGGCGUCAGAUGGAGAGAUGAACGCAGUUGGCUGCUUGUUGACGAGGUUGAGUGGCCAGAGAAUGAGGAAGGACAUACCGUUCUGACAGGAGUUGUGCGGGGCAAAGGACUGAAGGCUGACAGGCUGGUCCAGGUUGCAGAUUGGGGAGAUUAUCAAAUCGAAAAGAUCACGGCGGCACCAUUGGCUGUCAAGAAGAGAAAGGUGGAAGAAAUGGCAGUCGAUGCAGGCAGUUUGGAGAACAUCCUAGAGAUUCCAAGCUCCGAACAAGAUGAUCUCGCAGACCUAGCUCCCGAAGAAGUCGUGAUGGAGGAUGACAUCGAUGCCACGAUGUCUGUUGCGAUGACAGACAAGAGAGGAGUAUUGUUGGAUGAUCAUCACUACUUUUCUGACGACGAAACACACCUUCCCGCUGUGCCUAAGAGAUUACCAAAGGGAACGUCGGCUUACCAAGCGGCUUGGUUUUUGGGUGACAACUUCUCAGAUUCAGGCUCCGAUUAUGAGGAGUUCGAUGAGCAAGGAGAUGUAUCCAUGGAUGCACCAGCUCUACCUCAAGAUGGCGUCGAAGGUUUUGCACCAAGAGAACCUACAGAAGCUGCACCUACCGAAUACCCGCAGUCAGAAAUGUUCCUGGAUCCAAAUCCUGACGAUGAAGCAGAAGCAGAACAACUAGCCGCUUUUAGAAACAGAAAGGUUGAUGAAGCUGCGGAUGACCGAGAAUUCCCGGACGAGAUCGAGCUGCAUCCACAUGUUCUUGCAAGAGAAAGAUUGGCACGAUAUCGAGGAUUGAAGAGUUUGCGUACGAGUCACUGGGAAGAGGACGAAGACAAAGCACAUGAGCCAGAAGAGUGGAGACGACUGCUUCAGGUGCCAGAUUAUAAAUCGGCACGAAGUCAAGUCACUCGUGAAGCUCUUGUUGGAGGUGUACCAGUUGGAACUCGAGUCCACAUCCAUCUGCGAAAUGUCCCUACCUCUGUCAGAGCUUCAUACAAUCCAUCGUGCCCACUUAGCCUCUUCUCCCUUUUGCGCCACGAGCACAAACGUGCAGUUCUCAACUUCAACAUUACUCUCAGCUCCGACUACCCUUCACCAAUCAAGUCAAAAGAAGAGCUGAUUAUGCAUUGUGGCCCACGCCGUUUUGUUAUCAAUCCCUUGUUCUCCCAAGGAGGCACUACGCAAAACGAUGUACACAAAUUCGACCGCUACUUGCAUCCUGGCGCUUCAGCCACUGCCACAUUUGUAGCGCCACUUACAUGGGGAUCAGUGCCUACACUGUUCUUCAAGCGUAGUCUACCAGCCGAUGACAUGGACGACGAUGAAGUUUCGAAUCUUCCUCUCACGCUCAUCGCCACCGGCACCUCUCUCCCACCAUCAUCGUCCCGCGUCAUCGCUAAACGAAUUAUUCUCACUGGUCACCCAUACAAGAUCCACAAGAAGCUUGUCACCAUUCGGUACAUGUUCUUUAAUCGUGAAGAUGUGGAGUGGUUCAAAGCACUGCAACUUUGGACCAAGCGAGGACGAAGCGGAUUCAUCAAAGAGAGUUUGGGUACUCACGGGUAUUUCAAGGCUACAUUUGAUGGGAAGAUCAAUCCUCAAGAUUCAGUAGGUGUUAGUUUGUACAAGCGAAUGUGGCCGAGGAAUGCAAGGACUUGGAACCCUGCUGUUGAGCUGGCAGGAGAGGAAACGAAGGAUGAGGUUAUGGAUGUUGAUGCUGAUGCUGAUGGUGGAGUUCCGGUUUAGAUUACAAAAUAGAUGAUAUGGAUGUCAUGAAUUCUCUUUG
Mollisia scopiformis is the source of this 2597-nucleotide messenger RNA. Its product is annotated as DUF663-domain-containing protein. Lineage: Eukaryota; Fungi; Ascomycota; Leotiomycetes; Helotiales; Mollisiaceae. Bases 86 to 2557 code for a protein of 823 amino acids. Gene Ontology annotation, molecular function: GTPase activity; GTP binding; U3 snoRNA binding. The record is from RefSeq and is a predicted model, not a curated record. Gene Ontology annotation, cellular component: preribosome, small subunit precursor; nucleus. Gene Ontology annotation, biological process: maturation of SSU-rRNA from tricistronic rRNA transcript (SSU-rRNA, 5.8S rRNA, LSU-rRNA); ribosome biogenesis; endonucleolytic cleavage of tricistronic rRNA transcript (SSU-rRNA, 5.8S rRNA, LSU-rRNA). The transcript has 2 exons.